Puntigrus tetrazona (Sumatra barb) is the source of this 2121-nucleotide messenger RNA. It is a transcript of the gene pdlim4, whose product is annotated as PDZ and LIM domain 4. Gene Ontology annotation, cellular component: Z disc; stress fiber; adherens junction. The record is from RefSeq and is a predicted model, not a curated record. The transcript is spliced from 7 exons. Gene Ontology annotation, molecular function: muscle alpha-actinin binding; actin binding. Gene Ontology annotation, biological process: muscle structure development; heart development; actin cytoskeleton organization. The coding region runs from base 152 to 1174 and encodes 340 amino acids. NCBI's taxonomy places the organism in Eukaryota, Metazoa, Chordata, Actinopteri, Cypriniformes, Cyprinidae.
UUAAACUGGCGUAGGACUCCUCUCUGCAUAAACGCAUGUUCUCCGUUGAAGGCAGGAGCUCACGUCUGCAUCGAGGCCUGGUUAAUUUCCACUUCCUGUAUUCUGGCGCUGCUGUAGUUUGGCAGUUUCGACCGAAACUGCAUCGGCCGAAAUGGAAGAGGUAAAAAAACCGUGUCCGUUGCUGAGCGUUUUGUGGGAAGAGGUGGAGCAUCCUCAAGACGAGAUAACACCUGCGAGUAAAGCAGCGCUGGGCGAUUUGUGCCCUGGAGACACCAUCCUAGCCAUCAAUGGAGAAAGCACAGAGAUCAUGACGCACAUGGAGGCUCAGAACCGCAUUAAAGCCUGCACAGAUCAGCUCGUGUUGGCCAUCAGCAGAUCUGGAAAGGUUUGGUCUCCAACUGGAAUAGAAGAAAUCAAGACAAGUCCAUACACCGGCACACUGGAGUCUGAGUCAAAGACCUUUCGACCAAUCAGCAGCGGGUAUAGCCCCACUCCGAAGAGUCCGUCCCCCAAGAGUCCCAUCACAGGCGCCGUGCCCUACAAUAACGGCAGCUCCAGACCUACGUACAACAAUCCAGCAGGCCUGUAUGCGCACAAUAACGGGAACGGGGCUCUACCGAAGCAGAUGGCAGGCCUCAGCCUGGGCUCCCCUCAAAGCCCCGAACUGCCAGUAAAUUCAUCAGGCAACCGCAACGGUUUCGACACACAGUCAGACGUCUACAGGAUGCUUCAGGACUACGAGGAACCUGUGUCAGCUCCCAAACAAUCUGGCUCCUUCAAAUACCUGCAGGGAAUCCUGGAAGCUGAGGAUGGGGGGGUCUCACCCGUGGACAGACAUGGGGUCAGAGGCUUGCGUUCCCCUGUCAAAUCCCCCGUGCCAAAGCUGGGCAGCCCCAUUACAGCUCCUCUGGCGCCCAUCCCCGGCUUGCAGAAGCUGCCUCAGUGCACACGCUGUGCAAACGGCAUUGUGGGAACCAUCGUGAAGGCCAGAGACAAGCUCUAUCAUCCCGACUGCUUCAUGUGUGACGACUGUGGGCUGAAUCUGAAGCAGAGAGGAUACUUCUUCAUCGAUGAGAAUCUGUAUUGCGAGACGCACGCCAAGGCCCGUGUGCAGCCUCCCGAGGGCUACGACGUGGUGGCCGUGUAUCCCAACUCCAAAGUGGAACUGGUCUAAAAAAGCGCGCACACACACACGGGUUUUCCUUGAGGAUUCGCGAGAAUAACUUUAACCUGGACUGUAGUUUGUUAACCUGCGGUAGUGAAAUCGAGAAAGAGCUUACUCAUAGGUUAGACAGCCUUACUAACAUUCGUGCAGAGAGUGUUGCUUAAAGAGGACAGUUUGAAACGCAAGAUAACCGAAUACACGAAACAACAUGUUCCAGAAGAACAUCUGUUCACCUAAAUUCCAGUGGCACACCAGCCAUUUAUUUUUCUGAAAGCCGUGGUGAACUGAGGUGCUCGAAAAGACCACGAGGAAUGUCUCGAGCCAUGUGGAAAAUGGAAACGGUGUUCUUUUUCUUCAGAAAGUUCGGGACGGUGUGUUUAUUCUUUGGCUAAGAAGCCGAGAUGCGUGUGUGUGUGUGUGUGUGUGUGUGUGUGUGUGGUUUUUUUCACUGAUCUAGCUUCCAUCACCAAAUCCAACUUUAUCUUUGCCGUAAACUGAAGAAAAUAAGACUACGUCAAAACUGCAUUUGAUCGGCUCCGAGCUAAUAUCUGCUAUGCGCAUGUUGUAUAUGAACGUGAUUUGACACCUAAUGAAAAUUUUCUGUCAAUUUCUGGCGCAAAUAUGCAUCGCAUUGUCAAGAAUUAAUGCCUACGGGCGGUUUUCUCGUUCACUCCGGCUGUCGCUUUGGUGAAGCAAAUAUUGCUAAAUCAAGGCCACACAUAACAUCAACUUUUAUCUAUUUAACAUGUUUUCUGUAAAGUUAGCUACCUGAAAACCUUUGUUUCUAGAUAACUCUAUCACACCUCCUCGAGUACCGAUGUUCGUUACCUCCAGAGUAACGCAAAAACACAUCAUGUCCAAAUAUGUUGACCCAGCUUUUCCGACUGCGUUUGCAUAUUUGCGUACAGAAUGUGAUUUAAACUAGAUUCAUUUUAAUAGUAGAAUAGAUGACUUAA